Molecule: messenger RNA, 1935 nt
Organism: Penicillium nucicola
Lineage: Eukaryota; Fungi; Ascomycota; Eurotiomycetes; Eurotiales; Aspergillaceae
Product: DEAD/DEAH box helicase
Exons: 2
Coding region: 1-1935 (644 amino acids)
Molecular function (GO): ATP binding; hydrolase activity; DNA binding
Source: RefSeq, a predicted model, not a curated record
AUGGAGUUCUUACGCUGUGUCUCGCGAUUGAGACUUCCGAGGACAUAUCUGGCAAGGAGGUCUUUGGCCUUGCGUUCCUUGCGCCAUGUGCGGUUUAACUCAUCCAAGCCUUCCCUUCCGACGGGCAUUGUGCUUCGCGACUACCAGGAAGAAGCUAUACAAUCCGUUUUGAAGUACUUGGGUGAAGGCCAUCGGCGCCUGGGGAUAUCACUUGCAACAGGAGCUGGAAAGACAGUCAUCUUCACACAGCUCAUCGACCGAAUCCCUCCGCCAGAUGCGAAAGCCACCAAAACCAUGAUCAUUGUUCAUCGACGAGAGUUAGUUGAACAAGCCGCCAAACACUGUCGUCUUGCAUACCCAGACAAAAUGGUUGAAAUCGAAAUGGGCAAGAAUACCGCGACAGGCGCCGGGGACAUUAUCAUCGCGUCGGUACAGACAUUAGCGCGCGGGCGCGUUUACAAGUUCGACCCUAGCGCAUUCAAGCUCGUAUUAGUGGAUGAAGCACAUCACAUUGUUGCAAGGUCAUACCUCGAUGUUUUGGGACACUUUGGGCUGAAUGAGCAAUCGGCAAAUGGACCGAUAUUGGUUGGAGUCUCUGCUACUUUCUCACGGUUUGAUGGUCUCAAGUUGGGUGCGGCUAUUGACCACAUCGUCUAUCACAAAGACUAUGUGGAUAUGAUACGUGACAACUGGUUGGCAAACGCUGUCUUUACGACUGUCAAGUCUGGGGCCAAUUUGUCUAAAGUAAAGAAAGAUAGUUUCGGCGACUUUGCUUUGGGGUCGCUUUCUGAGGCUGUCAAUACUGCAACUAUCAACAGUAUCACCGUUCGUGCUUGGAUGGCGAAUGCUGAAGAGCGAAAGUCUACUUUGGUCUUCUGUGUUGACAUUGAGCACGCACGCCAGCUUACUGCUGCCUUCCGGGGCCAUGGUGUUGAUGCGCGGUAUAUUACUGCCGGCACAGCCAAAGGCAAGCGCGCAGAGGAGUUGCGGGCUUUCAAAGAUCAAGAGUUUCCGGUCUUGUUGAACUGCGGUCUCUUCACAGAGGGCACAGAUAUCCCGAACAUUGACUGCGUGCUUCUGGCUCGACCGACCAGAUCUCGAAACUUGCUCAUCCAAAUGAUCGGCCGUGGACUGCGACUGUUCCCUGGAAAAAAGGAUUGCCAUAUAAUAGAUAUGGUAGCCUCCCUGGCAACUGGCGUCUUAUCUUCGCCGACUCUAUUCGGCUUAGAUCCCGAUGAAGUCCUGGAUAACUCCAGCAUGGAAGAUAUACAGGAGAAAUUGAAUAAGCCCGCAGAGCAAGCACCCAGUUCUGAUAUAGCCGAGCCAUACGACGGAGCAGACAACGACAUGAAACUUCAAUUCACAACAUACGAUAGCAUAUACGAUCUCCUCGGAGACAUGCAAUCCGAGCGACACAUCAGGUCACUCAGCCCGCACUCGUGGGUCCGAGUCGGCGACGACAGAUACAUGCUUUCCGAUGCAUCAGGUUGGAUGACCAUCGAAAAAGACAACGACCUGUUCACCGCCCACCACGUCAUGAAAUUCAAAGACCCUGUAACGGAAGUCAUGCAAUACACGCGCCCGCGCAAGGUUGCUUCCGGCUCUGAUUUGGAGACCAUCGUGAGGUCGGCAGACACGUUUGCCAAUAGCAAAUUCGAUCAACACUAUAUCUGCACGCGAAAACCCUGGCGUCGGGCUGCGGCCACGCCUGGUCAGAUCAAGAUGUUGAAUGCAGCUCGUAUUCGGGACCGUGCUGUGAACGGACAGGAUUUGACUCGGGGACAGGCUGCUGAUAUGAUCACGAAGUUGAAAUAUGGGGGUAAGAAACGCUUCAAGGAUUUGGAGGCGGUCAAGAGGAAGCAGCUGCGCCGAGUGGAUGAUAUGGAUAAGCUGCAGAGGAGAGUUGAUGUCAAGGUUGGGCCUGUAGAUGCUUGA